Penicillium mononematosum is the source of this 3249-nucleotide messenger RNA. Its product is annotated as ssDNA endodeoxyribonuclease RAD2. The record is from RefSeq and is a predicted model, not a curated record. NCBI's taxonomy places the organism in Eukaryota, Fungi, Ascomycota, Eurotiomycetes, Eurotiales, Aspergillaceae. The transcript is spliced from 3 exons. Gene Ontology annotation, cellular component: nucleus. Gene Ontology annotation, molecular function: DNA endonuclease activity; single-stranded DNA binding. Gene Ontology annotation, biological process: nucleotide-excision repair. The coding region runs from base 1 to 3249 and encodes 1082 amino acids.
AUGGGUGUCACUGGCCUCUGGACGGUCGUGCAGCCGUGCGCUCGCCCUAUCAAACUCGAGACGCUCAACAAGAAACGAUUAGCUGUCGACGCGUCGAUCUGGAUCUAUCAAUUCUUGAAGGCGGUGCGAGACAAAGAAGGCAAUGCGCUCCGGAAUUCUCAUAUCGUUGGGUUCUUUCGCCGCAUAUGCAAGCUGCUGUAUUUCGGGAUCCGGCCUGUCUUCGUCUUCGAUGGCGGGGCCCCCGUCAUGAAAAGGCAGACGAUCGCUGGCCGAAAGAAGAGACGCGAGGGUCACAGAGAAGAUGCUGCGAGAACAGCGGGAAAGUUGCUUGCCGUACAAAUGCAACGUAGUGCGGAAGAGGAGGACGCUCGCCGACGCAAUAAGAGUCGGAGACAAGAGGAGGAAGAGGUGCCAGAUGCUCCGGUCUACGCAGACGAGGCUUUCAUGACAGAGACAGAAAAGCGACAAAAUCGCAAGUUCAAGAAGAAGGAUGCGUACCACCUACCUAACCUAGACGUCUCGCUUCAGGAUAUGGGAGCACCAAACGAUCCACGCAUCAUGUCCCAAGAGGAACUGGAGGAGUAUGCUAGACAUUUCCACCAGGGUCAAGAUAUCAACCUUUACGAUUUUUCCAAAAUCGACUUCGACAGCAUGUUCUUCCUUACGAGGCUAAGGAGCCGACUUCGAAUGGGUUAUUCGAAAGAGCAGUUAGAUACCAUGUUUCCAGAUCGCAUGGCGUUCUCGAAAUUUCAAAUCGACCGUGUCGCGGAACGAAAUGACCUUACGCAACGACUAAUGAAUAUAAACGGCAUGAACGGAGAUGAAGCAUUCUACAAAUCUGGGCAGCGUAUCGCGGGAGAACGUGGCAGGGAAUACGUGCUUGUCAAGGAUCGUGAACAUGAAGGUGGCUGGGUCCUAGGUGUUGUGGGGAACAGGGAAGGCCAAGAAGAAAAGCCCAUCGAUCUAGAUCGACCUGAGAUACUGUCUGAUGAGGACGAGGUGUCGGAUGAAGAUGAGUUCGAGGACAGGGGUGUAUUCGACCGGUCGCUUCAACUCGAGAUGGACGAAAACUUAGAUAUGAGAAGGGCUAUACAAGAAUCGCGUCUUGCUUCACAGCGACAGCUAGUGAAUGAAAAUCGUGUACGAGAGGCUGAAGAUGACUCGCUUUUUGUUGAAGCCGAGGGAAAUGUUGGCACACAGGAGCCGAACAACGAAACUGAGGAUUUCUUUGAUGGCGACGAUGAUGACCUCGAACGAGCCAUUGCCCUUUCGUUACAACCGGAUAAAGCAGUUGAUGACGAAGAUAUGCCUGAUAUACACAUCCCUCGACCGGUCAAAUCAGCUCCGUCCUAUGGGAUGGGGCCAGAUAUUGAUUCCGAGAGCGAUGAUGGGAUGGACUUUUCUGCUGCCAUAGCAAGAACAAAGGUCUCGAAGAAAGCCCCAUAUGCACCAAAUCCAUUCGGUGGUCCUCUCCCUUUUGAAUCCAUCAAACUCACUAAAGUCGCGAAAGAUAAUACUAAAGCUGGCGAUGUUGGUGAGGAUGCAGGGGGUUUCGUCAAGGAGCCUACAAAGAAGCCAAAACAGGCUGACCCACUUCCUCCAUGGUUUGUGGGUGAACCCUCAGAUGCGGAAUUCAUCGUUGAUCCCGUCGAAGAUCCUGAAAAGGAUGAGAGACCAGCGGCGCCAGAUCAUCUGUUCCUGUCCAAUCGUCGCUCGCCAGACAUUAUCGAUAUAGAUGAAAGUUCCGCCACCAAGGAAGUUGUUGAUCUAGAGGAGGAAGAUGAAGAGGAAGAGAAAGAGGAGGAGAAAUCCAAACAACCCUUUCAAGUGGAGGACAUUGAAAAGAUUUACAACGAGCUUUCUACAAAUCCGGAUGAGAAGCCUUUGAGUGAACAAGUUCCGGCCCCGAUCACCACAAAGCUUGAUGAGCCGUCUCCACGCAGGGGACAUUCUCCUUCGCCAGAAUUUGAAGACGUUGUCCCUCAUGUUCCCAACAAAGGCCCCGAGAUCACUGUUGUAUCCCAUCAAAAGGCUCAGCCACAGCCUCAGCUCUUCGAAGAGGUCGAUCGAAUGGAAGAUUUCGUGCAGGACCAAGCCGACUACAGUGACCCGGAGGAUGAAGAGCUGUUCAAGCAGCUUGCAGCAGAGGGCGAGGAGCAUUUGCGAUUUGCCAAUACCCUUAAUUCUGCUGCUCCUCACCAGGAAGCCUUUGACUACGAGCAAGAACUAAAGCAACUACGGUCUCAGCAGAGAAACGAGCGUCGCGAUGCAGACGAGGUGACCACUAUUAUGAUCAAUGAGUGUCAACAGCUCCUGACGCUCUUCGGACUACCCUAUAUCACCGCGCCUAUGGAAGCCGAAGCGCAGUGCGCCAAAUUGGUAUCGCUAGGCCUUGUGGAUGGGAUUGUCACGGAUGACAGUGAUAUCUUCCUCUUCGGGGGAACGCGAGUCUACAAAAACAUGUUCAACCAAAGUAAAUUCGUCGAGUGCUACUUGACGUCCGACCUGGAGAAAGAGUACGCCCUCCAUCGACAGAAGCUUAUCAGCUUUGCCCAUCUGUUGGGCAGCGAUUACACAGAGGGCAUUCCCGGGAUUGGUCCAGUCACAGCCCUAGAGAUACUCACUGAGUUUUCCAGCCUCGAAGAGUUCCGCGAUUGGUGGACUAAAUUGCAAACGGGCACAAAUACUGCAGACGAUGCUCACGUUGCCUUCCGAAAGAAAUUUCGAAAGAAGGCAUCCAAGAUCUUCUUGCCUCCUUCCUUCCCUGAUGCCAGAGUUGAUGAGGCAUACCUGGAACCCACGGUCGACGACGACCCUUCCCAAUUCCAAUGGGGUGUUCCUGAUCUGAAUGGGCUACGGGCCUUCCUCAUGACCACAAUCGGCUGGAGCCAAGAGCGGACAGAUGAAGUCCUGGUACCGGUAAUUCGUGACAUGAAUCGGCGAGACCAGGAAGGCACACAGUCCAACAUCACACAAUUCAUGCAAGGUCCACAGGGCGCGGGUGCGUUUGCGCCUCGCGUUCGUACAGGUGGACCCAGCCGCAUGGAAAAGGCAUUUAGUCGGCUACGUCAGGAAGCUCAGACAGGCGGAACCUCGCGAUCCGGUGAGCCAGCUAUCGGGGAUGCAGAGGGAGAAGAAGAAGCCUCCGUUUCGCAGAAUAAAGGCAAAAGAGGUGGCUCAGCCACCAAAGCCAAGGCUGGAACGAGUAAAAAGCGAAAAACACAUCGCGCUAACUCUCCUGAGCCAUGA